AAAAUCAACAAUAAUAAAUGUUGCAAAUUUAAUCAAAUCAACUGAAAAAUUAAACUAACUAAAUUUUAUGCAAAAUAGAAAUGUUAAAUUUACACAAUAGAAACCACAAUAACAGCGCCAACAACAAUAAUAACAAAGGCCACAAAAUGCAUUUGAAAAGUGCAACAACGGCAAAGGCAACAAUAAUGAAACAUAAGUUAAGCAAAUUUUAUGGAUACGGUUGGUUGCAAGUCUUCCUACUACUACUAACAGUCCUAGUGAUUGGUAAUCAAAGUGCCCACAGGGAGAAUAUACGACCAAAGCUCUACGUUGAAUUAGGUCCCGAAGAUGUACUGAAGUUUGUGGGCAAUGAAAGUGUCGUGGAUCACUUCAAGCUCGUCACCAAGGAUGGCAAUAGUCUGCUCAUCGGUGCCAGAAAUACGGUUUUUAAUUUAAGCAUACAUGAUCUCGUCGAGCAGCAGCGCUUGGUUUGGACGUCGCCGGAGGAUGAUACCAAAAUGUGUCUCGUCAAGGGCAAGGAUGAGGAGGCCUGUCAGAACUACAUUCGCAUCAUGGUGGUGCCAUCGCCGGGUCGACUUUUCGUUUGCGGCACCAACUCGUUCCGGCCCAUGUGCAACACGUACAUCAUCAGCGACAGCAACUACACGCUGGAGGCCACAAAGAAUGGACAGGCGGUUUGCCCCUACGAUCCCCGUCACAACUCCACCUCUGUGCUGGCUGACAAUGAACUGUAUUCCGGAACUGUGGCAGAUUUCAGCGGCAGCGAUCCGAUUAUCUACCGAGAGCCCCUGCAGACCGAGCAGUACGAUAGCCUAAGUCUCAACGCACCGAACUUUGUGAGCUCAUUUACUCAAGGAGACUUUGUCUAUUUCUUCUUUCGGGAAACCGCUGUGGAGUUCAUCAAUUGUGGCAAGGCGAUUUAUUCGCGCGUUGCCCGCGUCUGCAAGUGGGACAAAGGUGGCCCGCAUCGUUUCCGCAACCGCUGGACAUCCUUCCUCAAGUCCCGGCUCAACUGCUCCAUUCCCGGCGAUUAUCCUUUCUACUUUAACGAAAUCCAAUCGGCCAGCAAUCUGGUGGAGGGCCAGUAUGGCUCGAUGAGCUCGAAACUGAUCUACGGAGUCUUCAACACGCCCAGCAACUCGAUACCCGGCUCAGCGGUUUGUGCCUUUGCCCUCCAGGACAUUGCCGAUACGUUCGAGGGCCAGUUCAAGGAGCAGAGCGGCAUCAACUCCAACUGGCUGCCGGUAAACAAUGCCAAGGUUCCCGACCCUCGCCCUGGUUCCUGUCACAACGAUUCGAGAAGUCUUCCGGAUCCCACGCUGAACUUCAUCAAAACACAUUCGCUAAUGGACGAGAAUGUGCCGGCAUUUUUCAGUCAACCGAUUUUGGUCCGGACGAGCACAAUAUAUCGCUUCACCCAAAUUGCAGUGGAUGCGCAGAUCAAAACGCCCGGCGGCAAGACCUAUGAUGUUAUUUUUGUGGGAACAGAUCAUGGAAAAAUCAUCAAGUCAGUGAAUGCCGAGUCUGCCGAUUCCGCGGACAAAGUAACUUCUGUGGUCAUCGAGGAGAUCGAUGUCCUGACCAAGAGCGAACCCAUACGCAAUCUGGAGAUAGUUAGAACCAUGCAAUAUGAUCAACCCAAAGAUGGCAGCUAUGACGAUGGCAAAUUAAUCAUUGUGACGGACAGCCAGGUGGUGGCCAUACAACUGCAUCGUUGUCACAAUGACAAAAUCACCAGCUGCAGUGAGUGCGUCGCCUUGCAGGAUCCGUACUGUGCCUGGGACAAAAUUGCUGGCAAGUGCCGUUCGCACGGAGCUCCUAGAUGGCUGGAGGAGAACUAUUUCUACCAGAAUGUGGCCACUGGCCAGCACGCGGCAUGCCCCUCAGGCAAAAUCAAUUCGAAGGAUGCCAACGCAGGGGAGCAGAAGGGCUUCCGCAACGACAUGGACUUAUUGGAUUCGCGACGCCAGAGCAAGGAUCAGGAAAUCAUCGACAAUAUUGAUAAGAACUUUGAAGGUCCACAAAUCUCCGCAGAUAUAAUCAACGCCCAGUAUACGGUGGAGACCCUUGUGAUGGCCGUCUUGGCCGGCUCGAUAUUCUCGCUGCUGGUCGGCUUCUUUACAGGCUACUUCUGCGGUCGCCGUUGUCACAAGGAUGAGGACGACAAUCUGCCAUAUCCGGAUACGGAGUAUGAAUAUUUCGAACAGAGGCAGAAUGUCAAUAGCUUCCCCUCAUCCUGCCGCAUCCAGCAGGAGCCCAAGCUGCUGCCCCAAGUGGAGGAGGUGACGUAUGCGGAACCAGUGCUGCUGCCCCAGCCGCCGCCACCCAAUAAGAUGCACUCGCCAAAGAACACGCUGCGCAAGCCGCCUAUGCACCAGAUGCACCAGGGACCCAACUCGGAGACCCUCUUCCAGUUCCAACCAGAUGGCUACAACACCCAGCAGUCGUACCGCGGUCGCGACAACUUUGGAACACUACGUUCCCACCAGGUGAUGGGCGAUAACUAUAGGCGCGGCGAUGGCUUUUCCACCACCCGCAGUGUCAAGAAGGCUGUAAACAACACAAACACACGUAACAGAAGUCUUGGUCGCGCAAGAAGACAGCCGCCCCGUCAUGGCAUUGUAACUCAACACCGUUCGAAUAGCCCCCAGCAGCAACAGCAGUCACAGCAGCCGCACUCCAGUUCCGGCUCCUCACCCGUAAUGUCCAACAGCAGCAGCAGUCCGGCUCCGCCAUCCAGCAGCCCCAGUCCGCAGGAGAGCCCCAAGAACUGCAGCUAUAUCUACCGUGAUUGAUUGAUAUGCAACACCAAAUCGAUGCCACUCAUUAAAGCCCAGUCCACGCACGCCCAGCCACGCCAACAACCACACCCUUAUUCAUCACCCGGUCCGACCACGCCCCCAGCCCAGCCGCGAGCCAAGAGUCCAAUGAUCAGCAGGACAUAUGCCAAGUCCAUGCCCGUUACACCAGUUCAACCGCAAUCGCCUUUGGCGGAGACGCCCUCCUAUGAGCUCUACGAACGGCAUUCCGAUGCCAUUUUCCACUUCGACGAUGAAGACGAUGAGGAUGACGAUCGGGACCAGGCGGACACCUCCUCGCUGGCCAUGAUCACACCGCCGCCGCCCUAUGAUACACCUCACUUGGUAGCAUCGCCUCCGCUGCCGCCACCACGUAGAUUUCGCUUUGGCAACCGCGAAUUAUUCAGCAUGAGUCCCGCCGGCGGCGGUGCCACCCCCACAGCCUCGGGUAGCUCCAACAACCGCGGCAGCAGCGCCAUUACGCCAACCAAACUAAGUGCAGCAGCAGCUGCCAUGUUUGCUGCCCCCCAAAUGGCCACCCAACUCAAUCGGAAGUGGGCACAUCUGCAGAGAAGGCGACGCAGGCGUAACAGCAGCUCCGGCGAUUCCAAAGAGCUGGACAAACUGGUCCUGCAAUCGGUCGACUGGGAUGAGAACGAGAUGUACUAGCAUAGGACCCACAAAUAGGAUAUGGCAGCAGCACACUUUCAUUCUAAGCUAGUUGAUCCGAUUUUACUGUUUAAAAACUUUAGAUCUUUUUGUAAAAUUAUAUCUUUUUAAAAGUCUUCAGGGCUUUUGAUUAGUUAGCUAGAAUGUUAAGAACAACAACAUGUGAUUGAUGUUAAGUUAGUAGUAGUUAACAACUUUAGACGAACUUCAAAGUAUAAAUAAGGGGAUUACAGGUUAUUUUCUUUGUUUUGUUUGCCUUUAUUGUGAUAAUUUCAAAGUAAUUUUACAACUAAAUGCAGCUUUUUAGUUUACAAAACAUAUUAAAAGAAAUUACUGUUAAUUUUUAUUAAUUUUGCUUCAAUUUUACACAAGUUUUAAGACAUUUUUUAUGACCUAAUCUCAAAACAAAACUAUGAUUUAAAAUGAAAUUCACUUAAAAGUCCCCGAAUUAAGGCUGGUUCUAAAGAAGUUUUCUACUACCUUCUAUUAGUACAUUAAUCAAAAUUCCAAGGUGGCGCUGCACUUGAUUAAACGUGGCUUUUGACUGGGCAUUUUAUUCAUAACCCCCCCUGAAACCAUCACCCCUUCCUCAAACUACAAGUAGCAAUCGAAUAAAUCAUUCAUUGGCGAUAGGAACUGGAUGAGGAUUUACUUAGACACCCGAAAAGCAAAAAGCCAGAGAAGUUAUACACGAAGUUUAUAGUUAUAUAUAGCCUUUAUACAUACUCCCAGAUCUGCUAAGUAUACACAAGGAUAACAUAACAUACGUAUAUAUAUAUAUAUAUGACUCUAUAUAUACCAAUUGAUUAUAGAUGAUAUAGACACGGUUCAAAAAAGAAACGGCUACGCUAGAUUAGAGCUGCUAAAUGAUAUUGUUAAUUACGAUUAGAGAACAAAUCAACAAGUGUAAAUAUUAAUCCUAAAGAAUGGGCAAGACGUAACGUAAUCUAAGCAAACCUUAUUCGAAUAGAGUAUACACGAUAUACAAGAUUUUUGCAUUUAACCAAGAGAAAUAAAAAUUAGAUGAAAUUUAAAUU
Molecule: messenger RNA, 4504 nt
Organism: Drosophila eugracilis
Lineage: Eukaryota; Metazoa; Arthropoda; Insecta; Diptera; Drosophilidae
Gene: Sema1a
Product: semaphorin-1A
Biological process (GO): axon guidance; semaphorin-plexin signaling pathway; neural crest cell migration
Molecular function (GO): chemorepellent activity; semaphorin receptor binding
Source: RefSeq, a predicted model, not a curated record